UUUUGUUUUUUGUUUUUUGUUUUUCUGGUUUGCUGACAGACAGUAUUCUACAGAAGCAACUUUUCUGGUACUCCGUUUUUUGUUUGGUGUAAAAAAAGCUUUAAGAAGACCAGAGGACCAUCCAUUCCAUUCAAUUUUUCCCCACAGUACUCUGAAGCUUCUCAAGACGGGAACCAGACCCAUCUUUUUACAAGAGAAAAAUUUACUCGGACUUGUCUUGAUCGUGAUCUCUGCUCCCGGUGAAGUUUCUUGUGUUCGGAAAUUUGCUUUGGAGAAACGUUUUUCUGAAAACUAUUUUGUGGGUUUGACUCGACACUGCAUUCUUCUGUCCCGCUGGCAAUUUUUGUGCCGAGAAAGAUUGGUUAGGAAAAAUGGGUACAGAGAAAAAAGAGUCGAUUUUUCACAAGGGGCUUGAGAGACUCUGCCUCGAUAAUGGAUGGUCUUAUGGUGUUUUUUGGCGUUUCGAUCAGCGGAAUUCUUUAUUAUUGACUAUGGAAGAUGCCUACUAUGAAGAGCAAAUGGGGGUCUUUGUAGACAACAUGCUGCUCCGAGUCCACAUGCUCGGCAAUGGCGCUGUUGGCCAAGCUGCUUUCAAUAAGAGGCACCGGUGGAUGUUCUCAGAUGCUCAUUUUGGAGGACAGAUUCCUUUAGGUUCUAUAGAGAAUCAGGAUUUAUUCCAGGACAAUUCUGAUAUUCACUGCCAAUUUUCCUCUGGAAUAGAGACAAUUGCGGUUAUCUCUGUGGAACCACACGGGGUGGUACAGUUCGGGUCUACCAAUAAGAUUCCAGAGACGAUGCAAUUUGUGGAUCAGACGAGACGAGUGUUUCGGGGCAUUGAAAAUGGUGAUACAUUUGUUUUACCAGAAAACAUGCCUUCAUCUUCAAACAGUGGAAAUUGUGGCCUGAAUGGAUUGUUUGCUUCCUUAAUAUCAUCUGGAAAUCCCGUUGUUGGAAAUCCUAGACAUAUGCAUGUUGCCAACUCUAGAGACUAUAUGGAAAAAACUUCUACUUCAACAGACCUUCCAAGGCUAUCCCCAUUCAAUUCGUCUCAUCGAAUGAUGAACUCUUCGAAUCGUGGAAACCAACUGCAUAUGGUUAGCACAUCAACUCCACUCAAGCUAAGUAAUGAGUCUAAUACUUGGUUACAGGAGCCACUUGCACACUCCACUUGUUUUACUCCCUCAGGGGCUCCAUCCCCUUGCAUUAGUACAUGGAGUAGUGGUCAGUCUACUCUUACUUCAAUUGAGCAACAACUUCCAUCUCAAAGCAGGCUUCUGGGUGAUUGCAUAGCAGCUCUAAAAAAACCUUUCCCAGUAGAUAAUUUCUCCCCGCAGAUACUUUCCUCACCAGAGCAGAGAGUUGCAGUGGAAGUUUCAUCGGUAUCAUCAAGUCUGAAUGAAGCUGAUGUUUUUGGAAACAUUCCGUUUAAUCAUCCAUCAAAUACUGUGCAAAGCUCUGUCACAAAUACAUUUACCUCUGGUGCUAUUGAAAAUGACCUGUUUGAAAGUUUGGGAGUGGAUAUCGAAUUUAUACAGGCAGAGGGUUUCUUAGAUGACAUUCUGAUGCCGGGAGGGAGUGGUGGUGUCCUUGAUUUCGGUGCAGAUACUUCAGAAUGUAUCUCAGAGCAACGUGUUAAUGCUGCGGUGGGACCUCAGGAAACGUUAUUUUCCAAAUUAGGACUAGAUCAGUUUUUGGAUGGUAUUGCCUGUAGUUCUAAUUCAAUUGCCAGUACUAGUUUUGAGGAUGAAUUAUCUUCUGGAAGUAAAAGGAAAACAAGAAGUUGCUCACUUGGUGGUGGAAACAUGAUGGCGACAGUUUCAAAAUCAGAGACAGGUUCGUGGGUUGGGGACAGCUAUAGCAUCACUUAUGGAUCAAAACAUAGAAGGCCUGAAGAAUCUGUGAAGGUUGGUAGAAAAAAGGCCCGACCGGGGUCUCGACCAAAGCCCAAGGACCGCCAGCAGAUUCAAGAUCGUAUCGCAGAGCUGAGAAAACUCAUUCCUAAUGGCUUGAAGAUGAGCAUUGAUACUUUGUUGGCUCAAACCAUCAAGCACAUGCUUUUCUUGCAAAGUGUGACAAACCAUGCAGAAAAUUUAAAACAGGCUGAGGAGCGAAAGGUGAAUGAACCAGUACUCAGAGAGAACUCCUGCAGUAGUGGUUAUAAUGUUAUGUGGGCAACUGAAGUUGGGGCUCAGACAAUGGUGGAUCCAGUGGAUGUUAAGGACCUUAGGAUCCCCGGGCAAAAGCUAAUACAGAUGCUUUGUGAAGAAAAGGGAUUUUUCCUUGAGAUUGUUGACAUAAUUCAAGGUUUUGGCUUAACCAUCUUGAAGGGAGUGAUGGAAGUUCGAAAGGACAAGAUAUGGGCAUGCUUUAUUGUCGAGGCUGAGGCAAAGAGGCAUGUGACGAAACAGCAAAUAUAUUUGUCCCUACAUCAGCUUCUCUAUCAGAAAGCCUCAAGUGAUCAGAUUACUGUAACUGAUCAACUUGCUAAUGUUCUAAACCAAGGGACUGCUAUGUUCAACAAUUACCAUCAACCUCCAGCGGCACUCCCCACUAGCUUUGCUGGCUUGGAAGAGACUCGGAUACAUGAUUGAUGAUUGGUGUUUAUGUAACUUGAAGUGCCACGACAAUACAAAUAUCAAAGUCGAAGGCGAGGAAACCUUGGAAAUGUGAAGUGAAUGUAUGUAGUAGUAGUACUUUUGUGAACAGUUGUGUCAACAGAAAUAGGCUGAAUCAUUCAACUGGUGUGGGCUACGAUUGAUCGGAAAAGUGGAAGUAGAAAUAGGUUAUUUGUUUACAUUUGAUCUCAAUUGUAGAAAUAGACAUGGUUAAGGGGAAAAUAGUUUCAUUUGUUUGUGUGUUUUUACUUUUGCUCUGCUUGUUGCUUUGUGGAUCCUCCUGCCUAAACUUGUUCAUACUCGUAGCACAUAAAUGUUGUUAUUUUAUUUACACGAUAAUGAUA
Rhododendron vialii is the source of this 2959-nucleotide messenger RNA. RefSeq names its product transcription factor bHLH157-like. NCBI's taxonomy places the organism in Eukaryota, Viridiplantae, Streptophyta, Magnoliopsida, Ericales, Ericaceae. Gene Ontology annotation, biological process: regulation of DNA-templated transcription. The transcript has 10 exons. The coding region runs from base 372 to 2591 and encodes 739 amino acids. The record is from RefSeq and is a predicted model, not a curated record. Gene Ontology annotation, molecular function: DNA-binding transcription factor activity; protein dimerization activity.